AUGGGCAUCAGUAUGAUACACGCCAGUCAGAGGUCGCGUUUCGUCGGACGCGCGGCGCGGGGGCGCGCGGCAAGCGGGAGGCGGUUGGGCUGCAGGCGAGCCGGCCGAGAUACCGCGCGCACAGCUGCCACUUUGAUAGGCGAAAGCGAUCACUGCGGAGGCAGGCUGCAAGUAUACGAGCUAUCAAAGUCAGCCAACCCAGAGUCUGCGGCCUACGAGCGGACCAUCACGGUGCGGGUGUGGGCGCCACCCGCGUUCGCCGACACCGCGGAGCCCGCAGUGGUGUAUCUGAACGACGGCCAGAACCUCUUUGACGGGGCGGCCUCCUUCUCCGGCGACAGCUGGGAGGCCGCCCGCGCCGCCCUGUCCGUCGCGGGCGGGCGUCUGGCCACGCCCGCGAUCGUGGGCAUCGACCACGCCGGCGCGGACCGGUCGCUGUUUUACUGCCCCUACGAGCCCGGCGUCGGGGACCUCGGCGAUCCCGCCGGGGCGCCCAUGCGCCCCGACGCCCGCGGCUACCCUGGCGGCGAGGCGGUGUCCUACUGCCACCGCGUCCGGCACGAAAUACUCCCCUUCGCGGAGACCCGCCUCGGCGUCGCCCCGGCGACGCGCGUCUUCGGGGGCUCCUCCUUCGGCGGCAUCUGCGCGUUGGUGAUGGGCAUGCAGCACCCGGAUGCGUUUGACGCCAUUUUGGUCGAGUCCCCCUCCCUGUGGAUCGCACGUGGACGGUUCCUGGAGGACGUCGUGCGGCACGACGGGGCGUGGCCGGACAGGGUGUACGUCGGGAUGGGCGCGAGGGAGUACGGCGGCGACGGCGUGCUCGACAGAUACCUUGUGCAGACCUUCCAGAGGCUCGUGGACGGCGUUGGGCUGCAGGGGCUGGGCAGGGACAGGCUGCUGGCGGUGCUCGAGCAGAACGCUGCACACACUGGCAAGUCGCCUUCAGGUCAGGCGACAGGGGGCACGGCCGCGGACCCCGCUGCCGUGCUGGAUCCGGGUUUUUUCGACGAAGAUUUCGACGCAGCAGGCCAUGUGCUCUCCCACCUCCCAAAGUCCGGCUCCCUGGUCAGCGCCGUCGACAGCGAGACGGCCACGCUGGGGGCUGUCCUGGACUCCGUGGGGGAAAAGCUCGCCCAGGAGGUCAUGGCCAACUACCACGGCUUCGUCGAGGGCGUCCAGGAAGUCUCCGACGUCAACAGCAUCCUCCAGGUGGCCCAGGUGAUCGCGCGCAACUGCCGGCGCACCCUCGCGGCCGCAGAGCAAUCCGUGUCGCGCGACCUCCGGGUUUCCGCGCGAUGCGUCCAGAAGGGCCGCCUGCUCGACCUGCUGCGCCUCCUCACGGAUCUCCGCGCCGCCGUCGAGCUCUCCUCCGAAGCGCAGCGCGCCCGCGAGGCCGGCUCGUACGCCGAGGCCGCGUCCCGUGCCGCGCUGUGUGCGGCGCAACUCUCGGAGCUGCACGGGGUGCAGGUCGCGAGCGCGCUGCAGGAGGAGAUCGAGGCCGAGGCGCAGCACGUUGUCGAGGACGUCGGCGCUUCCCUGUACGCCCUCUGCAGCCGCUUCGACGCGGCGCCGUACGCACGCGUCCUCCAGGCGUGCCUCGCGGCGCGCACGGACCUCCAGGAGCUCGGCGACCGCGUCCACGACGCGUUCGUACGCGCGAUCGCGGACCGCAUGCUCUCCGCGUGCCGCGCGUUCGCGAUGGCCGGCCCUGCGGGCUCCGCAGGGGGACCCACGAGCCCCGGCCCCGCGUUCCGCGUCGUCGGCGGCCAGGACCCCGUGCAGGGCGGCGCCGGCCCGGCAAAGACGGCGUCGUCCGCGCUUGAGCGGUACCGCGAGGCGCAGGAGGCGCAGGCGCCGGAGGGGGACCGCCGCGGCUCCGCUGACCUUGCCACGGCGCCCUCGGUCGGGUCCGCGGCGGAGGUCGGGCCGCCGGUGCAGGCGCUGGAGGAUCUGUGCCGGACGCUGCCGGCGGAGCGCGCGGGAGAGUGCGUGGCGCGGUGUCUGGAAGUCGGGUUCGACAUUCUGUUGGCGCAUCAUGCGAUGCUGUCUUGGCACGACGAGGAGGACAGGAGGCUGCAGGCGCGCGAAGCGGCGAUACGAGGGGACGCCGACGGGCUCGCGGCGCCUCUCGAGGGGUGGGAGGCUGCCUGGGCGGGCGACGGCGGCGCGGGGGGCGCCACGGAGUUGUCGCGGGCGCUGCACGGCCGGGCGCUCGCCGGCGCGGUGCGGCGGCGGCUCAAGGACGGCCGGCGCGCGGUGUGGGACCAGUUCGUGCGGCGGGCGCUCGUGCUGCUUUCGACGGCGACGCACGCCCGCGACGGCUCCCUUCUGCAGCUGCUGCAGUGGUCCCAUGUGUUGGUGGUGGCUGGCGAGUCCUUCCUCGGGGGAGAGGCGGCGGCGCUGCGGGGGCACCUGGUCGGGAUCCACAGCCGCGCGCUGGCGGGGUUCCGCGCCGCGCAGAUCGAGCGGUUGUGUCGAGCGGUGGAGGCAGAUACGUGGCAGGCCUUGUGUCGCAAGGACGACUUGGUGGGGUCGUGCGACUUGCCGGGGCGCGCGUCGCUGGUCGUGGCAUCGCUGUCGCAUCUGGAGCCGUAUGCGGUGGCUCGGGGGUACGGCGCGGGGCGCGUGCCCGCGGAGAGGGCGGCGGCGGCGAAGGCGCUGGCGGCGACCUGGUGGGCGCAGGUGCGGGCUGCGCGCGGCGGGGCGGGGGUCGCGAUGCGCGUGCUGUGCCCGCGCAACCCGUUCAAGGACGGCGAGCUGCCCGCAGCGGCGAAGGACUGCCUCCUGGAGGCCGGCUCGCUGCCGGACAGCGCUGCGGCCGAGGUGGCACGGCACACCCCCCCUCCUGCACCGGAGGACCCUGACCGCGCGAUCGCAAACGACGGCGCGCAGCCGAGUGACGACGAUGCGGCUGCUGGCGAUGCGCAAGAGGGGCCUGAAAGAAGUGCGGAAAGCCCUGAAAACGGGACCGCUGCCAGCAACGUCGCGGACGGCGGCGCUGUGUCUGCGGAGGGCGACGGCGAGCGCGACAGCGAUGCAUUCACGGGGUCGUCGAUGCAGGCGCUGGGGCUCAUGGGCACGUACACGGAGCUCGUCGCGCUCGCGAUGGCUCCCCGCAACGAGAUCCUGUCCAGCCUGACUCAGGCGUUCGAAGUGCUCCUAUACUGCACGUUCCGCACAUUCGGGGACCUCGGCGCGCUGCACGAGUCGUACCGUGGCCCAGCCGCGCUGACGACGCGGCUCCGGCUGGUGCUCUCGCGCGUGCACGGCGACCUGACGAGCAUGAAUGCUUCGAUCACGCGGAGGCCGGCGCCCGUCGUGCUGCCGCUCCACAACCCGCUGCACCACCCCGCAGGAGCCGCCGCUUCAGCGGGCGCCGCCAGAGCUCCCGCGCACGCCCCGCCGCCCGCGAGCGGGCAAGCGCCCCCGCGCACGUCCACCGGACAGGCCGCCGCUCCCGCCGUGGGUGUCAGCUGGCUGAAACGCGAUACCGCGGCGCACCCGGCGGCCAGUACCGAGGGCCAACAGAAGUCGACGCUGACGGACCGAUGGCGGCAGUGGAAGCAGUCGCGGGGUUGGGUGGGGAACCGCAGCAGCAAAGACCCCGCCGCGCCGCCGCACCCAUCCGACGGCGGCGUCGUCACUGCGAGGCGGUCGUCUGGAGUGCAGGAUGCCCGGGAGAUGGAGCGACGCUCGUCGCUCGGUUCCGCCGCGACCGUGGAGCAGCAACCGGCCCCUGCGCCGCGGCCAGGCGCCCCGAGCGAAGGCGGCACCGCCCCGCACGAGGCAGCGCCGCGAGCGCCGACCGCUGCAUCGACGCAGGACCACCAGCAGGGACCCGCGCUGUCGCGGCCGUCCGGGGGCGGCGUGCACAUGGGUCUGUCGGACACGCAGGCCAGCACGCUGCUCGCCUCCGGGAACCUCGCGGGGCUCAACGAGCGGCUCGUGGCCACCAAGGUGCUCCGCAGCACGAGCGCGCAGGUGCGGGCAGCGCUGCCCUGGCUCGCGCGGCUCGCCAUCCAGGAGUCCCCCGGGGGCCACAGUCAGCUCCAGAACCUCCACGACGCGCUGGCGGCGACGGGCGACCUCAGCGACCACAUGCUCCGCCUGGUCGCGCACCUGCUCGCGCCGCUGACGUGGCUCCCGAACCGCAUCGCGGGCGCGGCGGCGUACGCGGCGGGUGGUGCUGGUGCGCAGAGCGGGGCGGCGCUGGCGCCAGCACCGGGCGGCGGGGCCGCGCCGGGGCCGGCGGACCACAGCCCGUGGGUCGACGAAGUUCUGGGCGAGGUUCGGCAGUUCCAGGGCCUGCUCUCCGUCGCGGACGAGAUCGCUGGCGGGGCUCUCUCGGUGUUGUGGUCGGGGCUGGCCGACUCGCUCUCCCGCGCGGUCCUUGACGGUCUGGCGCUGGUCCGACGGUGUACGAUUGAAGGGCGUGCGCGCAUGGGCCUCGACAUCCAGGCCCUGUCUGCCGGCCUGGCAGGGCUCGCAGGCCCAGACCAUCCGGCGGUGGCAGCCUCCGCUCUGGAAGCUGCAGGGGACUACGUCCGUGGUUUCUACCUCCCCCUGGAAGAGAUAGUUGGCUGGCUGGACACGCGGCCGGAGUUCACCCCCGGACAAGUCGUUGCGCUGGCGUUGCUCGCCGCGGACGCGACCGGAGUGAAGCGGAGACGUGUGCGCGAGUUGGUGGAGGCGGUGCGGCCGUCGGCCGUCGAUCUGAUCCCUUGA
Molecule: messenger RNA, 4725 nt
Organism: Pedinophyceae sp. YPF-701
Lineage: Eukaryota; Viridiplantae; Chlorophyta; Pedinophyceae
Source: the annotation of a GenBank genome assembly